CUGUGACACCUUUAGUUCCUCCGUUUACGCAAAGCGCUAGUGUGCUGGCUGCUGAUUGGUCGACCGCCAUCUUGGAUCGCCAUACCGUCGUUUCAAUUUUGACAUUGACAAAAUCAAGUAAUUGAGUAUUUAUCGAGUGAAAAUUACGGUAUUAUUUUGUGUAUUUCUCGCUAUUUUAAGCUUGAGUUAAGUUACAAAUUAAACGUAGUUUUUCCUUCAUAUAUCAUCGAUUAACCGACUAUUGUUUUCGCCAUGGAUUUGCGAAAAUGCUGUGUUGGGAACUGCUCAUCUACAAACAGAACACAUCGCCUUUUCUAUCUUCCAAAGGACGAUAAUUUAAGACAGUUGUGGCUGUCUUUCUUGAUCCCCACUAACAUAGAGCUCAGUGGUUUAUCUAAAGAACAGCUGUUGGCGAAACGUGUUUGUCAAAAGCACUUUGAUCGGUAUCAAUUUGAUAAUACGGGAAACCGUCUCCGCAGUGGCUACCCUUGCUUGUUUACUGCAAAAGAAAUAUUUUAUGGAAGUCCCCUAAGCUCCACUGUUGGUGACCACAUAAGCGACCACAAUUACUGUUUACCAAUUGCACCUGAAAGUGACGACAUUGAGGAAGCUACUGCUCUCAGAGUUGAUGGUGAUCAUUCAUAUCAUAAAUCAGUUGAAUCACAAGUUCCUGAACCCAUUGAAAUAGCUUCAACAACAGGUGGUGGUGGUAGGAGGUGGUUGCAAAGGUGUCACAGUCAGGUCUAAUACCUAUAGCCCUAGUUUGUGACCAAGGUACCACAUUUAGAAGUGCAUUAAAAAUGUUAAGACAAGAGACAGCACAGAAAAUAAAUCUGAAAGGUGAACACUGUGAUGGAACAAUUGAAGUUUCUGGGCAAAAACUUAGUGUGGUAUUCGACCCACCUCAUUUGCUUAAAGGAUUGAGGAACAAUUUUCUGACCAAAAAUAUGGUUUUUGAUGGUGCCAUUGCCACAUGGGAUGAUAUUCUGACAGUAUAUAGAGCUGACUGUCUUGACUGACUCGGACACACCAGGAUGAACAAAAAAUGAACAGAUCAUCAUGUGAUUGCAUCAAAAAUAAUAAAAAUGAAAGUCAGUGUAGCCGCUCAAGUUCUCAGCGCACAAACCAGUGCCAUGCUGAAAUACACCUCAUUAUACAGUACAACUGUGAAUGGUGAAAAUGUUAGUAAAACCAUGAAGACAACAGGUGAAGCUGUGGAAUUUAUGGACAAAUUAUUUGACAGCGUAAAUGGCUCAAAGCGCAGCACAACAAAAGGGAAACUAAGAGGGCCAGUCAAACCAAAUUCCGAACAUUUUUGUUUUUGGCAUGAAGCUAUAGAGACAUUAAAAAAUCUUAGAUUUAUAGACUCUGCCAGUAAAAAAGCACUAAUGAACAAAAAAGAAUAUUAUAUAAGGGUUCCCUCUCUUGAUGGGUGGGUCACAACACUGGAAAGUUUUGUAAGGAUAGCCAAAUUGCUGUUUUCAAAAUAUGGUUUAAAAUAUUUUUAUCCUCGCUUUAUAAACCAGGACACGUUAGAAAUUUUUAUUGGCAGAAUAAGGGCUAUAAAUUAUAGAAAUGUAAAUCCUGACUCAUGUACAUUCAUAAAUUCAUUUAAAUCUCUAUUGAUUUCCAAUGUGAUGGGUCCUCAUAGCAUAUACUCCAACUGUGAAGAAGAUGACAGUGAAACUAUAGUAGAUUUUUUUAAUUUAUUAAAAGAAGAUAUCGGUACUGAUGACAAAGAAAAUCUGCCAGUAAAUUUUAAUUGUAUGCCUGGUCUGAUUUCCUUGCCAUCAGAUCAACAAGAGCAGGAAAAUAACACAUUUUGUGCAACAAGCGCCAUUAAUGAAAGAGUGCGUGUUCAUUCCUCAGCUUACAUAGCUGGAUAUCUGUGCAGAAGAAUUUCAAAAAAAUUUAAUUGUAAGGAAUGUCAAAAAACAUACAUAGGAAAUAAAAAUGAAAAUAUUAACACAUGGAUUGCACAUAGGGAGUAUAAAAAGGUUAAAAACAGCAAUUUGGCGUACCCCUCAAAGCGUUUUCUUAUAGUAUACAGAGAUGUAUCUAAUUUGAUACAUAAUAAUUCAAAUAAUUAUGCGCAUACCAAAAGCAUCGGGAAAUGCAUUAAACACGAUAUUUUAAAGAAAUCCAAUUUUUACUGGCUGGGUUGCAAAGUGCAUAAAACAUGA
Molecule: messenger RNA, 2183 nt
Organism: Papilio machaon (common yellow swallowtail)
Lineage: Eukaryota; Metazoa; Arthropoda; Insecta; Lepidoptera; Papilionidae
Exons: 5
Coding region: 1086-2183 (365 amino acids)
Source: RefSeq, a predicted model, not a curated record